Molecule: messenger RNA, 1760 nt
Organism: Suillus subaureus
Lineage: Eukaryota; Fungi; Basidiomycota; Agaricomycetes; Boletales; Suillaceae
Exons: 4
Coding region: 94-1662 (522 amino acids)
Biological process (GO): base-excision repair
Cellular component (GO): nucleus
Molecular function (GO): DNA binding; catalytic activity
Source: RefSeq, a predicted model, not a curated record
UGACUUGACCUUUUCCGGUUGUGACGCCACCAAAGGUCCCGAGGUCCACCCGGUCUGGUCCAUUAUGGUCCACCACUAUCUCUUACUCAGUCGAUGAGCACCCCUUCCACCUUUUCUCAGCUUCUGCGCUCAUAUGCUUACACCCCCCAGACCUCUAUUUCGCUGAAGAGGAAGCGCUUGCCUGAAAAUAGUGAUUGUCUUCCAGUGACGGCUAGAAAGCCUCGAGCUUCGAAGAAUACCUCACAGAAAUCAGAGCAGCAUGUCUCUCAUUCCAAAUCAAAAUGCCCCAGGAGUGAAUCCGUAACUACAAAUCAGCAGCAGGUACCCACAGGAGAGAUUUCUAUCUACUUCACGCCCUCAGGCAAGGGUGUUCCCACCGAUGGAUGUAGGCGCAAAGGUCCUCGCAAACUACUUGAUGCGGUAGAAAUUGUUGUCAAGUCUGCACCUACAGUCCCACCGCUAUCAACGCACGAUGAAUCCCUAGAGGCACCAAAGAAGACAAAAAAUAAACGCAAGCUCGAACCUGUUAAUACUCCCCAACGCGAGCUAUCUGCGAAGGACGACGGACCAUCAGAAGUGGAGAUGAAUAUUCCAGUCACUAAGUGUUACUUGACGCCUAUGCCCGAUGAAGUUCGGUCCACACUCCAAACCCUGACGCUCCCCACCCCAUCUUCCAGACCUCGAAAACGCCGCAAGGUUGUGCCUUCUACCGCAUCACUCCACCAGUCUACCGCUUUAUCUAGUAAAUCAAAGGCUACAUCUGAGGUAGCAACGCAAAAAACGGAUGUCAUCCAUAGAAUUAGCCCAGAUCCUACCACACUGAUAACCUCGAAAUAUCUUUCCAGUGUCUCACAAUCUGACGAGUCAUGGGUGCCUUCUUUUUUUCCGUCGGAGGACCUCUUCACACACAAGAAUAUGUCCGCGUUUCCGACAUACCGUCAAGACUUGUUCAACGAUCUUAUCGGGUACAUCGCGAACGCGAAGCCAAUCUUGAUACAGGCUGCUGUUUCUGAUAAUCCCUGGCAGCUCUUGAUCGCCGUCAAACUACUGAAUGUGACUACUGGUCGAUAUGCUAUCCCAGUCUUUUGGAAGCUCAUGGACCGCUGGCCAAUCCCUCGGGAUAUGAUCAAGGCAGAUAAUGAUGAGCUCGUGAAUAUUCUGCGACCGCUCGGCCUCUACAACAAACGAGCAGCCUGGCUGAAGGAGAUGUCUCAACGAUAUAUAGAUGACCCCCCUACUGACGUGCUUCGUCCAUCUAACUGCCGCUUAGAAAUCCAUGCGAGAUUAAAAAUCACCGUACCAACUUAUGUAAAUCCAAGGAAACGCAAAAAUCAUGGAUCCCCUAAAAGGGCCCGUAAAACGACUAUACCGUAUCCGCCAACACCCGUCUCACAUUAUCCAGGCGUGGGCCGGUACGCCCUAGAUUCGUACCGAAUAUUUUGCAUGAGCGAGGAGUGGAAACAAGUCAUGCCUGAGGACAAGGAACUGAUCCGAUACCUGCGAUGGAAGUGGGCCUAUGAGGAGAGGAAGAUUUGGUAUCCUGAUGGCGUCGGCGUCGUUAAAGACGUCGACAUUCCUUAUCUGCUCAUCCUGGUGGACGAGUUGAUGGAGCAACUUGAGCCUAAUGAAUUUUGGGGUCCGACCGAUUUUAUUAGCGAUUGAGUGAGCGAUGGCGUGAUAGAGAUGAGUCGAUUUAUUGCUGUAUAAUUUGCUUAAUCUAGUGUACAGGGCACAGGUACUUAUUGUACAUUCGCGUAGUC